AUGUCGCGCAAAACGAAAGUUUUGGACUCCUUUGAGGGAGUGGAGAAAGACCUGCGAGAAACUGAUCAAGCCCUUCAAGGACUUCUGUCUGGUGGCCAUGGUGGACCCUCUUGGGAGCGAUUCAGAGUCUCCACAAAUGAGCCUCAAAAUCUCGAAUUUGCAACUUCGAAUCACGACAAUCAGAAUCUGUCGAGCAGCAAUCAAGUCCGCCGUCCUUCACUCUCCACAAUCACAGGCAUCGAACUUCCCCAGUCUAUGAGAGGUUUUGUUGAUGGCUCUUACCCAAAUCCGAAUAGUAACUAUUUUGACGUCGAGGAGGAAGACGAAGACGAGGAUAGCCGCGAGAUUGAUUAUGGUGAAGGAUUUAACAACAAUUACGCACGCGAGUUUGGUCUCGAUUCCAAUCAUGAAUCUGAUGAUCACGAUCUUGAAGAGAUUGAUAGGCUCUAUGCAUUGAGGCUCAAGGAGAUCAGAGUACAGCGACAAGCAUACGAUGCGACUGAGCGUGCAGGCGAAGCUAUGCGGAGAAUAGCAGCAGUUCUAUCGACUUCUUGGCCGAUUGCGCACUCUACUGCCGCUUUGCGAUCAAGUUCGACUAUCACCCAAAGUCCAGCACCUUCUCCGGACGUGCCUCUUUUUAUUUCCAACGACUUACCUCUCAACUCCGUGGCUCUUGAAGAAUUUACUGAAAGACAAAAGCUUCGAAGAGCAGUUAUUGAUUCUACUUUAACAAAACCACGAGUCAAUGCCAAGCCAUCCGUGCUCAGAUCAACUCUGAUGAACAGCAGCGACGAUCCACCACGCAAGUGGAAGAAUGAGCCUAGCCCGAUCAAGAAAGGUUCUUCAUAUAUCGAUUCCGCGACCAAGACUCCAGGGAUGGAGGACCAGGGCCAAGGAAACGGAAGCAGAACCUUUGGCGACAUCUCUCCUUUCAAUAAUGGCGAUUUCGCUCAGAUUAACCCUGCUCUCCUUCUUCCUCGUCAACUCCAAUCCACCUCAAAAGAUACCAGCGCCACACCUCGUCUCUCUACACCUUCCAAGCUAUUAAACAACGUAUUCAAGAAUGUGUUCUCGAGGGACGAAGAGGAUGAUAAUUUAGGCGUUAAGAAUAUCCUAGCUUCAGAGAAGGUUGAUUGGGCGGAACAGCUUCGCAUUGAUAAGUUGGAGGUUACUGAACUAGAGUUGGGCGUUUCAACAACACAACCCAUCCCAGAUAACACAACAGGUGAUCUCAUGAUAUUGAAUGCCGCAGGCUCGAAUCCUAGACUUGAUCCGACUCUCCUCGCGAGAUUGAACUCCUUUGGCUCUUCUUCCCCCUCUCCGAAAAAAGUCAGCAGAAGAAGCAAGGCAACAGCACAAUUGGCGAACCCCGCUGCCGCUCUUUCCAUCGUUCCGCUAUCACUGGGACCAAGUUCGAGCAGACCCGUCAACAACACUCAAAUCGCCGCGAAGGCUCAAGCAGGUAUUUUGGAAAGCACCAAGCCACCACCACCGAAGACCAAACGACCAGGAACGAAGAAUUGGAAGACAAAUACUAUGAUCCUUGACGGAGAAGGCACGGAAAGCUGUUCUUGGUUUCCAGCUCGCUGCCAAGAUCCCAAUUAUACAUCAGUCAGCGAGCCAAAGCAGGCUGGUAAAUCAGUCAGUCAGUCAGUCAUCAGUCGAGCUUAUUCUCCAAUUGAUUGA
Messenger RNA from Mollisia scopiformis, 1686 nucleotides. RefSeq lists its product as uncharacterized. The record is from RefSeq and is a predicted model, not a curated record. Lineage: Eukaryota; Fungi; Ascomycota; Leotiomycetes; Helotiales; Mollisiaceae. Bases 1 to 1686 code for a protein of 561 amino acids. The transcript is spliced from 3 exons.